Hymenoscyphus albidus is the source of this 390-nucleotide messenger RNA. The record is from the annotation of a GenBank genome assembly. Lineage: Eukaryota; Fungi; Ascomycota; Leotiomycetes; Helotiales; Helotiaceae.
AUGGCUCCGCCGGAGUGGUCCCGGUCUACUUCAAACUACGUCGACGACUGUCCUGUACGUAAAUAUCCAAGUAAAGUACGUACGAAAGUUUACACCUCGCUCUCGUUACCCUAUCCAGGCGUAGUUGACUUGAUUCGCAGCAUCGUAAAGAAACGUCUCGUCUCACCAGAGAGAUCAGAGGGAUCAGAGAUUCAGAGAGAUCAGAGGGAUCAGAGAUUCAGAGAGAUCAGAGGGAUCAGAGAUUCAGAGAGAUCAGAGGGAUCAGAGAUUCAGAGAGAUCAGAGGGAUCAGAGAUUCAGAGAGAUCAGAGGGAUCAGAGAUUCAGAGAGACCAGAGAGACCAGGACAGGUCCGAUUCCGCAGUGCAGUGCAGUUCCCGUUCGAGUGCUAG